AAUUUAUUUCUACCUCAUAAUCGUGUUAUUUUCAAUAGUACCUGAUUAAAUCGUUGUUAAAAUCGUCGAAAUAUACAUUCACGUGUGAAAUUAGUGUGCGUUUUGACCUAUAACUUUCUCAUAACCUAAGAUUCGACGUGUUUUUGUUAAUACGAAACGAUGUUGUUCGGAGGUACGUGGAACCAGUAUUUGGAUUUAUUUACGACUUCGAUAGGAUAUUGGCUCCCUUAGGAAGCGAUACUGAAGCGGUUGAUAACGGACAACUUCAAGAUCAACUCCGGCAACAGCUCCAAAAAGAGGAAGCAAGAAGAGGCUUUCUCCGCAAACUUCAAGCUGAAGAUGAACCCACAAUCAUUGAAAUUCAGCCCGUCAUCCCCUAAAUCUACUCCGUCGAAACGAAGAAUCCUUGGUGAAAUUACUAACAAUUUAUUCAAAUCCCCGAACACAACUCCGUUAUACAAAUCUCCUGUGAUUGAGAGGUUAAAACAGUCUCCGUUAAUAGACAGGUCGUUGUCUCCCGUGACAAGUAAAGUUAAGAGUACAAAUAAAAUUACUAGGAUAUUUGAAGAGCGGACACAGUUUAAGAUGGACAAGGAAAAUAAGGAGAAUAUUAUGAGUGAGACGUUUAUGAAGUUGGAUGUGGAGGAAGAGACCCGAGACUCAUUUGGAGAUGGAUUUGUCACUAAUAAGACCUGGUCCAAUGCUAAGCUGGACUUCACAGACGCCCUCCAGUCAAAACUGAAUGAAGAAAAGAACAUAUUCGUCCCUGAAAACGACGACGCCGACCUGGACUCAGAGUUCACAACUCUCCACGACUUGGAACAGGAGUUUGACAAUGACAACUUUGACCAAUGCACCAAAUACGAAAUCAUCUCAACGGACAGCCCCGACAUCAUUUCACGAGGUCGAUCUUCAACAUCACGGAAGGUCACAUCACGGAACUUUGUCUUCGGUGCUCCGUUGGCUGAAAACGAGCAGUCCACAUCGUUCAACCGUCCCAAUGCCAAUGCAACUCGCAUGUUGAAUUUCGAAGACGAAUCGUUUGAGUUCACAUCACCGGCUGCGAAACGACCAUCAACAAGUAAUAUGUCCGUUAAGAAAUCCUUAAAAUUCACUGAGACACCAACCAAGAAUCCGUUGAGGCACGAGAAGAGCGAUUCCAGUAUAGGUUCGAUGAGCAGUUCGCCAGCUUCAAGUCGGUUACGGAUAUUCACAUCCGAAUCGACAACAUCGAUGGAGAGUGGAUUCAUAUCUGAACUAGAAGAACCUUUCUUAGACAUCGAGGAAGCUUCCAAUUCUCCAAAAGUAGCCAACUUCAAUGACUUAUUGUCCGGUCAGAUAAAGGACAAUAUUCUGGUGGAGAACAAUUUCUUGAAGCGACCAUCAUUACAACGAUCUAUGAGUUUAAAUCCGGAGAGCAAAGCGAGAGUUUCUCUGUUCUCGAUAUUAGAGAGCCCGCAGAAGAAGAGUGUGAAGCGAGUGGAGAGUGUGGAGGGAGAGAGUGUGGACAGCAAGAGACGAAAACAGAAUCCGGGAGAUGAGGAGGAGAGGGAGCCGCGUCCGAUGCUGCAGCGCGCGUACUCCGAGAACAAUGCUUCUAUCAUGUCGGCUUUGGCGAGAUCGGCGCGGGAGCCGGACCUGAUCGGAGACUUCUCCGCGGCGUGCGCGCUCCCGCUCGCGCGCGGCGCGCACCCCGACCUGCGCGCUGUCUCCGCGCGCACGCUCGCUGGUCUGCUCGCCGGCCGCUACCGCCACUGCGUGCACCACUUCCAGGUGAUAGACUGCCGCUACCCGUACGAGUUCGCGGGCGGGCACAUCGUGGGCGCGCGCAACCUCUACACGCGCCAGCACGUGCGCGCGCUGCUGCACGUCGCGCCGCGCGCGCGCUGCGUGCUCGUGUUCCACUGCGAGCACUCGCUCGAGCGCGGGCCCAAUCUAUGCCGCUACCUCCGCUCGUUAGACCGAGAGGAAAACAUGGAUAACUACCCCAACCUCUACUACCCCGAAGUGUACGUCCUGCACGAGGGGUACAGAACCUUCUACAAAAACUACCCGGAGUUCUGCACCCCUAACGGAUACACCACCAUGUUGGACCCGAAGCACAGGCAUUUGCUGAGGAAACUGAGGUCUGAUCCUUCUUCAAGUAGAAAUAGGUUAGACAGAAAUAGGCUGUUACUGUAGAUUUUCUUUUGUCUUUUCAGUAGAUGUUUCUUUUUAAUAUAUACACCGGAUAUUUUAAAAAGAAAAGUCUAUUAAAUAGACCGGUCUGUUUAGUAAUCCGACUUGUAUUUUAGUAGACCAAUCUGUGUUUCAGUAGAACGGAUUAUAUUUUUAGUAGACCGGUCUGUUUAGCAGUCGGACCUGUAUUUUAGUAAACCGACCUGUGUUUCAGUAGAACGGAUUAUAUUUUUAGUAGACUGGUGUAUAUAUUUAGUAAGUACAUGUGAUGGAUCACGUUGAGUUUUUAUAUCAAUCUGACUCGUGUAUAUGUGUCACAGACCAUGCUUUCAGUGAAGGAAAACAUCGUGAGGGAACCUGCUUGUAGACUGUUAUGUUCACUAAUGUGUCUGACUGUUGCCACUAGAUGACGCCAGUAUCUAAUACAUUCAUUAGGAAGUAAUAGACCAACAGUCAUACAAGUAGACCUUAAUGUCUUUUCAGUAGACCAAAAGGUCUUUUCUGUAGACCAUCAGAUUUUUCAAUAGACCAAAAGGUCUUUUCAGUAGACCAUCAGAUUUUUCAAUAGACCAACAGUCUUAAUAGACCCACGGUUUUUUAGUAGAUCAUGCAUUAUGUGGCUAGUUUGUGUAAUGUAAAAGUUCUUUUGAGACCAAUUUUAUUCUUAGUAGUUAUUUUAGUAAUGUCGACGGUGAUUAUUCAUUAGAUUAAAAGAUAUAUUAAAAUUGAUAUGCUUACUUAGUCCAUAUCUCAUUUUGGCGAUGAUAAAUUAAAAAUAUAAUUAUAUAGAUUUAAAUGCAUAAAUGUUUCACAGUUUAAAAAAUUUGAAUUUCUGCUCAAUUAUGUUGAAAAUUUUCAGUGUAAUUUUUUUUUUCAUUUGGUUUGAUGAAAUUAUUUGGUGUUUAAUAUAGAUAUGUAAUGAUAUUAUUGGAUUUUCGAUGUUUCCUAAACUGAUUGAUAAAUGCGGUUAGAGUUUUAUUAAAAUAAGUUUUUCUCAUUGACCUUUCAAGAAAUCUCGAUAAUGUCUAUGAAGUUUUAUUUCUAUGCGAACUUUUUUAAAUUAUACCUCUUAGGCGAGUGAUGAAUUAUUGUCUGAAUUGUAUAAAACAGUAAGGUCUAUAAAAACAUUGGUUGCUCUUGACAACGGGUAGUUGAGUGUAUUAGUAAUAACAGAAAUAAAAUCUGUCUAAAAAUGCUAAAUGUGUAACAUACGACAAUCCUUUUAGCAUUGGAAGUAAUCUCGUAAAUUCUAUGAACAGCAUUAAACUGAAGUAUUCUUAAAUCUUUUGUUAUAAAAUCGUCUUUUAUGAUUGUCGAUUGAUCGUCGAUUCGGUCGAAAAAACAUAUUCGACAGCCUAAGUGCAAAAAAAAUAAAAUCUUAUAUUUAGAACGGACUUGUAAAUAGGUACAAAGAAAGAAAAAUGCCAUAUUAUACUUAAUCGUAGUACAAAAUUAGAUAGUGUGACGUGUAUCCCACCUAAUUACAUGCCAUUUUGUAUUUAAGACAUAUAUGCAAUAUAUUAAGCUAAAAAAUUAAAUGUAAGCGGAAAAAGUUUUCAAUUUCGAUACGUAAAACUUUUUAAAAGGGUUUAUUAUAUACUAUUUGUAAUUGUAAUAUAGUUUCACUGAUCUUUCGUUUAAUAUAAUAUGAUUCGAAUUUGAUUAUAUACUAUAUACAAAAAAUGUUUGCAAAAAAGAUUUCAUCAUUUUUUUGUAUGGUAAAUAAUUUUGCAUUAUUAGUUUUAGUAAAUAAAGGAUACUAACAUUAUAUUAUUUAAAAAAAAAAUUGAUAAUACUAAUUUUCAAUAAAUCCAGUAUAUAUUUUAGGUAGAGAUUAAACAAACAAUAAAUUUACAUCCGUUUUGUGGCACAUUCUAUUUAAGACAUUCUAGCAUGUGGCGUUAUAUUCUUUCGUCAUUUUUACACCAAACAAAACAUCGGUUAAAACAUCGGUUAAACAUGUCGAAAUAAUAUUUUCAUCAUACGUUUAUUAUUAUUUGCCACGUCCAAUGUAAUUACGGCUAAACUCGGUGUCACUCACGACACGACUUUAUAAGCUUUAACAUUUAUCAUGUAAAUAAAAAUGACAAGUAUCUCCUAAAGUAAAAAAAAAACUUAUGUUAUUGACAUUUGGUUUAACUACUUUAAGCGAAAUCCAGUUGGAAUUUAUUAAUCAUUAUGACAUGAAUGAUGGCAUAAAAUUCACUGUUUUAUUUGAUUUAAUGAACACUUCUCACCAAGUGGAUCAUAUUUUUGAAAUUUACAUAAAAAUGUAACCAAAAAACCAGUAGAGAAUGAGUUAUUUGUCUGUUUUUAUUUGUCCAAACAUUUUAUAUAAAAAUGACAAAUAAAGUAACUGUUCGGAAGUGUUUUGAGCCGUGAUAUUCGUUUUUUUUUAAUAAAAAAAAUGCACUAAAUAUAUAGUCUACCCUCUUUUAAUGAAAAUUAUAUACAAGACUACAUUUGUAAUAGUAAUAACUUUCAAGUGCUCACUAAAUGACAGUCAUUUAGUGAGCACUUGAAAGUUAAAACAUCUGUUAAUAUUCUUAACAAUGGUAAUUAAAAAAGCAGAUAUUAACGGCCCAAUAUGCGAUAAUGAUAAUCAGUUAAAAAUAUUUAGAGAUAAAUUUUUUUCUUUAUAAUUUUAUCUGAUUUUUUUUUUGAAAGCAAUAUUAAUACGCUUUUAUGUUAAGUUGAUAAAAAUCUAUUUAAAUAUUAUCGUAUUAUAGUAUAGUUUAUUAUAAGUUAUCAUGUACCGAUUUAAUUAGGUCCUUAACCAUAGACUAACGAUGCGUGCUUAAAAAUCUUGUAAAACAAGUUUCUGAACUUAACAAAAAAAAAAAAAGAAGAAAUGUACCACUAUUUCUCUUCUAAUAAACCUCCUAUUUUAGUGUCGAUAAAUUUUUCUGUCAUGAAUGUAUGAUAUCAUGGACCUAAUACGUAAUAUUUAGCGAUAUAAAAUUACGUUACGUUUGAAAUACCCGCCCUUUUGAUAAAACGUGACAAAGUAGAAACGUUUACAACUACAGCAUUUCAAAAUAAUCACGAAAAACUAAUAUUUUGUGAAAAUAAUGUACAAAAGAACCACAAUUCCGAUUAAAACUUACCGAUCAUAGCUAACUUUAUUUGAACUGUGCUUAUUUUAACUUUGUUUGCAAUUUUAGUUUAUAUUUAGACUUAGUUUUUGAAAUGAGAUUUUUCUGAGAGACUAAUGCAUUUUAUUAUUAAAAGAAAAACUGUAUGAAAGAUGUAUAUUUGUAUAGUAACAUGUAUAUGAAUGUACCAUCUUGCAUGGCUGUUGCAAGGUCAUAUUUACCUUUAUCUGACGAUUAUAGAUAAUAUUAUAAGCUUUAUUGACGUCUAUGACAAUUAUAUUCCGAAUGUCGCGUGAGUUUGCAAAGAAUUUGGCGUUUAUUGAGUGUAUAAUAAAAAAAAAAACAUCUUUAUAAAAUAAA
This is a messenger RNA of Plodia interpunctella (Indianmeal moth), 5633 nucleotides long. RefSeq names its product M-phase inducer phosphatase-like (gene Cdc25). The transcript is spliced from 6 exons. NCBI's taxonomy places the organism in Eukaryota, Metazoa, Arthropoda, Insecta, Lepidoptera, Pyralidae. The record is from RefSeq and is a predicted model, not a curated record. Gene Ontology annotation, biological process: G2/M transition of mitotic cell cycle; positive regulation of G2/M transition of mitotic cell cycle; positive regulation of G2/MI transition of meiotic cell cycle. Gene Ontology annotation, cellular component: cytoplasm; nucleus. Gene Ontology annotation, molecular function: protein tyrosine phosphatase activity. The coding region runs from base 340 to 2181 and encodes 613 amino acids.